GUUGCGCCUGCAACGUCGGAGCGACGACGACGUCGAAGCGUCAUUUAAAGACACAAAAAUAAAGGAAAUCAGAAAGUGCUAAUUUACACAAAGACCAAAGGUCCCUGCAAAGCAUCAAAAGGAUACCAGACAAAAUGCAUACUUAAUAGAUUGCGAACCAAAAGUGCGCACACGCCGCAUAGUGGAACACCUGCUACAAACCAACUGUGAUAUCAUACCUAGAAAAAUAUUAAAGUUUUAAACAUAACAAACCAAAGUCUAACUUUUAACUUUUAAACAUUGCGUGAGUGAUCCGUGGUCCAGCUUCCUUCGCAAAAUAUGUCCGUACCGAUGCUGCUGACGCCGCUGGAGGCGCAAACACUGGAUGAGGAUAUGGAAAAUUGCGCCGCGUACGUGGAUGCCGCAGCAGCGAUAGUGCAUAACAACUAUGCUAGCAACGAGCUGUUGGACGAGCAAAUCCAAUCCGCAAGCGUCUGCAAACCAAUCCUGCGUACCUUCAAUGUGCGUUUGCAGUCGCCUCUGGCCGAGGAGGAGCAGCUGGCCCUGACUGGGGACGCCAAGGCUCUGGGCGAAUGGCAGUUGGGACGCUCCGUGACCCUCCAGCGCGUGGAUGACCUGAAUUGGCAUACCACGGUUCUCCUGCACGCCUGCCGUCGGCUGCAGUACCGUUACUUCGUCUACGUGCAGGACGCGCUGGGUCAUAAGCAAAUACGUCGCUGGGAGACGAGCUUCAAGCCUCGUCAGUUGGGGCCCUGCGCUGACGACUGCAGCGAGCAGCUGCCAGAUAACUUUGGAGUGGUCAGUGCCGGUGCCGAGACGCAAGUGCAUCGUGGCUGGCUCACCCAGGAGGCUGUUGUUCAGCUGAAGUUCAACGGCGAGAAGAUGUUCCAGGUGCACGACAUCGAGCAGUUCGACCCACAGCAUAUACAGCUGAAGGUGGUGCCCGUGGAGGCGACAACCGGACUACAGGUGGAGGUCAGCAAGCAGCGCUACGGCAGCAGUCAGCUACAGCAGCAGCCAGCACAUGGUGUGAACUAUACCAAGAGCGAUGUUGUUAUCUUCCACAUCACUCUGCCAUUGACUGGCGGUCGGCAGUCCUUCAGGCUGGAGUGCUACAGUCUCCAGAACGAGUUGAUUGGCAGCGCUCGCCUCAGUACGGAGCAGCUGCAGGGUAGUGAGGGCUUACUGCAGCUGGCCAUCAAGUCUGAAAAAGAGCCGGAGGUAGUCAUUGCCCGUUUGCGCCUGCCCUAUGUGGUUGUGCAGCCCUACAACCUGUCGUCGCUGGACUUCAGAAACACCUAUGCCCAUUACUGGCCAAAAAGUUGGCCCAAUCUGGACGUGGGUCAUCGCGGCAAUGGCAAGUCUUACAUUGCGGAUGCCCCUGAAGAGCGGGAAAACACGAUUGCGUCCUUUCUGAGCGCCCACCACUAUCUGGCUGACAUGAUUGAGCUGGACGUUCAUCUGACGGCCGAUGGCAUUCCGGUGAUUUACCACGACUUCGGGUUGCGCACAGCACGCCAAGGCAAGGUUAUCGAGCGUGCCGAACAGCUGGAAUAUGUGCUGAUCAAGGAUGUUAGUUACGAGCAGCUGAAGCGCCUGCGUAUCUUUGCAGUCAUCGAGGGCAAGGUAGUGGAGUACCCUUCCCACAACGCCGAGCCCCGUGCCGAGCAUCGCAUCUUUCCCCGCCUGGUCGAGGUUCUGGAGCAGCUGCCGCGUUCGCUAGGCAUUGAUGUCGAAAUCAAGUGGCCGCAGGGAAAAGAGGGUGGCGGCGUGGAGGCAGAACAGACAAUCGACAAGAACUUCUUUGCCGAUCGUGUGCUACAGACGGUUAUUGGCCAUGGGUGUGGUCGACCGUUGAUAUUUUCCAGCUUUGACGCCGAUAUGUGUACCAUGCUGCGCUUCAAGCAAAACCUCUUCCCCGUCAUGUUCCUCACCAUGGGCCAGACGAAGAAGUGGCAGCCCUUCAGCGAUCUGCGCACGCGCACCUUUGCCGCUGCCAUAAACAACGCGCAAGCCUUUGAACUGGCCGGUACUGCGCCACACGCCGAGGAUUUUCUGGGCGAGGAGGGUGCACAAAUGCUGGAGCAGGCCCGCGCACAAGGACAAAUUGCCGUCAUAUGGGGUGACGACUGCAAUUCCAAGGAGCGCGUGAAGUACUUCACGGAUAUCGGAGCAACGGCCACAUGCUACGAUCGGACCAAUCUCUACAUUAAUAAAGACAAGCAGCGGGCGUUCUUCAACUCGACCGCGCUGCUGGCGGAGUUCGAGGCGCAGUGUCCGGUUUAAGAAGCUGGCCUUAAGCAGGGGGGUAGUAUACUUUUAAAAUAUACUUCAUAUUUUUUCACACAUGUAAUUUGUUAUCUUUUAAAUACGAUAAUUAAUGCAAAGACGCUUUAUAAAUUGCAAGAGCCCCCAUUCCAAUCUAUAGCGGGCGAGCUAAUCGCAUACAUGCAUACUAUAUGUCUAAAAAAAGGAAAUAAUUAACUCGUAUAGAUUGUUUAUCUAAGAAUGUAUAAAAUAAUGAGCGUUGCUUUUCUUGUUUGACAAGCGGUGAUAAUGAUUAACAAUUAAGUUCAAUGUACAAUAAAAAAAGUAGAAUAGCGAGAAUUAAAGGCGAGACAAAGUCAGUUGUUAAUGUUAAUCAAGACGCCAACUUGUUGGGGUUUACCCCACGAUAUGUACAUGUGUAGGAGAGAACGCAGGAUUGGUAUUAUAAAGACAAUGAACCAGGACAGCUAAGCAAAUGCAAAGCAGUUAAAAAUAAUAUAUGGAUUUAUAUACACAAUGUUACUCUUAAACGCAAACUACCACCUGCAUACUAUUUUUGAUUACACACGAUAUUCGAAAAUCAAAUAAAAAGCAAUAUAUUUUAAAAUA
Molecule: messenger RNA, 2877 nt
Organism: Scaptodrosophila lebanonensis
Lineage: Eukaryota; Metazoa; Arthropoda; Insecta; Diptera; Drosophilidae
Product: glycerophosphocholine phosphodiesterase GPCPD1
Exons: 2
Coding region: 319-2286 (655 amino acids)
Biological process (GO): glycerophospholipid catabolic process
Molecular function (GO): glycerophosphocholine phosphodiesterase activity; starch binding
Source: RefSeq, a predicted model, not a curated record